Messenger RNA from Anguilla rostrata (American eel), 5105 nucleotides. It is a transcript of the gene lingo1a, whose product is annotated as leucine rich repeat and Ig domain containing 1a. The transcript is spliced from 2 exons. NCBI's taxonomy places the organism in Eukaryota, Metazoa, Chordata, Actinopteri, Anguilliformes, Anguillidae. Gene Ontology annotation, cellular component: extracellular matrix. Gene Ontology annotation, molecular function: epidermal growth factor receptor binding. The record is from RefSeq and is a predicted model, not a curated record. The coding region runs from base 539 to 2386 and encodes 615 amino acids.
ACAUCCCUUUCCCAUUCUCGGAUUCGUCCCUCCCUCUCCCCCGCGCCUCGGCAAGCCGCUGAAAACAGCAGUCGAGCAGUAACCUUGCGAGUGGCGUCUGAAAGAGAUUCGACCGCACAGUGCUGGGCGAACACUGCGCGGGGCAGGGGUGCGAAUGUGUGGGAGUGCUCUUCUUAUUGCCGUUCCCUACACAGGCGGGUGCAACCAGGUACCAGACAAGAAGGGAAGAACUGUUAAAAUCGCAUAGGAUACCUCGGAGCAAAAACCGGUGUGUUAUCCGAGCACAACGACGGCGGGACAGACUUAGCCUACUGGAGUAUCUGUCCGCGUCAACAGUCCGGGGACGUCGGAAUUCGACCGGGGAAAAAUAGCUGUUUCUGAUAUCAGUCGUUUGAGGUGAUGGACUUGAGGUAGUGGAUCCCUUUUUCGUUUUUGUCUCUUCGCGUUGGGAGUUGCCGAUGGGCGAGUUGCCUGAGAAUGCUCGCUAGUCGCUUUAGGUUUCCACCUCUCUUUUGUGUCUCCUCAGGUAACAGGUAGGAUGGUGGCAGGGGAGGCAAGCGGGCACAGCUACCUGGUGGCUUGCUGGCAGCCCAUCCUGAUACUGAUGCUGGGCACGGUGCUGUCGGGCUCAGCCACGGGCUGCCCGUCCCGCUGCGAGUGCAACGCCCAGGAGCGCUCGGUCGUGUGCCACCGCAAGAAGCUGAUGGCUGUCCCCGAGGGCAUCCCCAGCGAGACCCGCCUCCUGGAUCUCAGCAAGAACCGCAUCAAGACUAUCAACCCAGAUGAGUUCACCAACUACCCCCACCUGGAGGACCUGGAGCUGAAUGAGAACACCAUCUCAGCCAUUGAACCCGGGGCCUUCAACAACCUCUAUGGCUUGCGGACGUUGGGGCUGCGCAGCAACAAGCUGAAGCUCAUCCAGCUGGGUGUGUUCACAGGCCUCAGCAACCUGACCCAGCUGGACAUCAGCGAGAACAAGAUCGUCAUUCUGCUGGACUACAUGUUCCAGGACCUGUACAACCUGAGGGCCCUGGAGGUAGGGGACAACGACCUGGUGUUCAUCUCCCACAGGGCCUUCCAUGGGCUCAGCAGCCUGGAGCAGCUCACACUGGAGAAGUGCAACCUGACCUCCGUCCCCACCGAGGCCUUCACCCACCUCCACAGCCUGAUCUCCCUCAGGCUCCGCCACCUCAACAUAAACAUCAUCAGGGACUACUCCUUCAAGAGGCUAUACCGGCUCAAGGUGCUGGAGAUUGCUAACUGGCCCUACCUGGACACCAUGACCUCCAACUGCCUCUACGGCCUCAACCUCACCUCCUUGACCAUCACCAAUGGCAACCUGACCAGCAUCCCCUACAUAGCCCUCCGGCACCUCGUUUAUCUCCGUUUUCUCAAUCUUUCCUUCAACCCCAUCCAGACUAUCGAGGGGAACAAGCUUCAUGACCUGCUGAGGCUGCAGGAGUUCCACUUAGUGGGAGGCAGGCUGACCACCAUUGAGCCCUACUCCUUCCGUGGCCUCAACUACCUUAAGAUCCUCAAUGUGUCCGGCAACUCCCUCAGCACCCUUGAGGAGUCGGCCUUCCACUCGGUGGGUAACCUGGAGACCCUGGCUCUGUAUGACAACCCGUUGGCCUGUGACUGCCGCCUGCUGUGGGUCUUUCGUCGCCGUUGGAGGCUGAACUUCAACCGGCAGCAGCCUACAUGCGCCUCCCCAGAGUUUGUGCAGGGCAAAGAGUUCAAGGACUUCCCGGAUGUUCUCCAGCCCAACUACUUCACCUGCCGCAAGUCCAGGAUUCGGGACCGCAAGGCCCAGCAAAAGUUUGUGGAUGAGGGCACCACCGUCCAUUUUGUGUGCCAGGCAGACGGCGACCCAGCCCCCGUGAUCAUGUGGCUGUCCCCCCGGAAGCAGUUCAUCACCACCAAAACCAUUGGCCGCCUGACGGUGUUCCCAGACGGCACCCUGGAGGUGAGAUACGCACAGAUCCAGGAUAACGGCACAUACGCCUGCAUCGCCAGCAAUGCGGGGGGCAACGACACGGCACUGGCUCACCUGCAUGUGCACAGCUACUCCCCCGACUGGCCCCACCAGCCCAAUAAGACCUUUGCCUUCAUCUCCAACCAACCCAACGACAACGUUGCCAAUGGGACGCGUGCCACGGUCCCCUUCCCUUUUGACAUAAAGACCCUGAUCAUCGCCACCACUAUGGGGUUCAUAUCAUUCCUGGGGGUUGUGCUAUUCUGCCUUGUACUCCUGUUUCUGUGGAGCAGAGGGAAGGGUAACACCAAGCACAAUAUCGAGAUUGAGUAUGUUCCCCGUAAGUCAGACGCUGGCAUGAGCAGCAGUGGGGCAGACGCCCCCCGGAAGUUCAACAUGAAAAUGAUCUGAGGGGCCGCCACCGCCCGGAAACAAGGGGACCCAUACAAAAACAAAAUAAUUUUCUGAAAAAAAAUAAAAUAAAUGAAUAAGUGAAGUCCUCCCUUACAAAAGAAAAACAAAAACCCUGGAUCCUAAGACAUUUUCCGUAGAGUAACCGAAUUUUCUUUCCCAACUUGAAAGAUGGGGAGGAGACAUUCUUUGCUUUCAUUAUAUGUUGAAUUUACAGGAAAAAAUAUAUAGCACAGCAGAGCCCCCUCCUAGAUGUUCAUUUCUGCUAGGCCUUCAGGGACCCCUUUCUUUUGAAAGCAAACUUUGUUGUAAGGGAUUUAAAUUUCGAUGGAGCUUUACAGGGGGGAAAGUUGAUUAAAAAAAGGAAUGAACCCUUCGAGAUGUUCUUUUCAUCCACUGGAAUACAAGAGGUGGAUCGUCUUUCUCCUUUGCUGUCUUUUUGCCUGUUUGUUUUACUUUUUUUUUCAUUUGUUUUUUGUAACAAUGGGAACAUACUCUUUGUUUUGUGAAAGCAGCAAGAUAGGUCAUCCUGGUAUGGGUUGGUGAGCACAUUACUUUUUGCAGUUUCCCUGUAUUAUCUGCAGAAAAGGACACCAUUGUUCAGGUUGCAAUAAACAACAGACACAAAAGUCCCAUGUUAUACAUACGCUUCAUUUUCAGUCACAGCUGUUGAAGCAAUGGAAGGAGUCCAUAUCAAACCAUGUUAAUUACUAACAGUUCUCAUAGUCCUUAGCCCCACAUGUCAAUGUUGUGAUGUAAAUUAUCUAAAAAAGUCAAAUUUGUUCCCUAAUUUCAGCUUUAAAACCAGCACUUUAUUUUCAUCCAAGGUGAAGCUCCUUGGUGCUCUGUUGAGCCUCGUAAAAAUGUAAAAUUAUAUGAUAACAAAUUUGUCAAAUGUUAGCAUCCAUUUUUUUAAAAGUCUGUCUUACAUUGGCGUAUCAUACUCCUGUUUGGUGGACUCUAGAAACUAGGUCCGUGAAGGGGAUGGUUUCCUUGUGUGGUUAGGUGUUGACAGAGUGUCAUGCAGGCACAAGCUGUCUGAUAUCAGGCAAGAGUUUAUGAGACAAGAAUGCCACCUGUGGUAGAAUAGCUGAAUAGCUGUUAACUUUCAUCUUGUUCAAAGCAGGUCUGCAUGUUCUGCAUUAUUAACAACACACAAACAGAGCCCCUUGCCAGCCUUCAGAAAUAUUCAGCUUUUGUUAAGACACGCAGUGUCUUCUUUAAAUAAUGUUGAAGGGAUCUUCAUCAAUGAACAAUGGCACACUGAGAGCAUUCCACAGUUGACUGUUUCCAGUGACCAUAUAAGGAUAGGCAGACGAGUCAAAAUGGAGUCACGCCUUCAACCGAGCGGACUGGCAAAGCAUAUUUAAAGUGGAAUGUUGCAUAUACCCCAAAAUACACAUUGAACAAAUAGGAUAACCUGCUCAUGGAUGGGAUUUUGUUAUUUUAAAGGGAAAAAUAAGUCCCAACCUGGUCAUAUCCUGCAGACCUCCACAGAUUUCAGCAGGCAUCCAGGAUGCAUUUCUGUUUGAUAUGAGCAGAGCAUAGCUGCCAUGCCACAUCCAUCGCAUUUACAUUUCUGCUACGUGAUCUGAUUGGAUAGUGCCACAUCAAGAGGAGUUUUGCUGGUUGCCUUUACAGUUGCUUACUUUUGUUUUGUAUGAGUUAAUUUCAGCGCUACUACUGAACUCAAGAAAGGUCAAUAUCCUAAAUAUUGUUUAAAUGUGUGCUGAGUAAGACUGCAUUGUAAUUUAAUACAGGGCCUUCAUAUACAUGUACAGGCACACGCAAGUGUACACGCGCAUACACACUUACACACAAACACAAACACACACACACACGACAGGAAUGUAAUGUGUUCAUUAACCCUAUAAACACUACUAAUGCUGGUUCUCAAGUCAGUAGAAUUUUAGGAAGCAUAAAUCUCAGUGAGUUUUAUGGAUUAAGAGUUUUAUUUAAUUUGUUUAUUUUAUUUCUUUUUUUUUUUUUUGAGAACUGACGUCUUUUCUUCACCUCUCUUUCGGCCAGCCAUACCCAGGAUCCACAGACCCUUCUUUUCUUUACAGUUUGUGAUUCUCAAAGAAAUAUGAAGGAUGUGAAGGGGAAAAAAAACAGCAAACAAAAUAUUUGGACGCACCAUGGUUGUACAUACAAAGCCCUUAUAUUUUACAGCAUACACACUGUGGACAGCUGGACCAUGCCGGUGGAGGUGAAGGGCUUAUUUACAAUGACUGAUGUUUAAAAUCACAAGCCAAGUUAAAGGGUUUGCAAGUACUAAAUAUCGAAUAUGGUGAUAGAAAGUGACACAGAUGGCUUGACCAAUCGUGGGCUAUGUGGAGAGGAUUUAGAAUAAUCCUUUUAUUUUUCCCCAAGAACCAUCGGACAUACCAGUCUGCAUACUGCUCUAAUGUGCUGAUUAAAAAUGUUCUUUAUGUUAAACCUGUGGCUACUGUACCAAGCCCCGCUGUCCCAUUCAAUUCAGAUUAAUUGGAUUAAUUUUUUUUAAUGCUAACCCAGGACUAUGUUGUAUAUGUAGUCCAAACCAACUUUUUAUUAAAAGAUAUUGAAAAAAAUCAACAACAAAAUACAUUCAAAUUGUUCUGUGCAAUAAAAGUAAUAUGCAGAUUUUUUUUUUUUAUUCAACACAAUUUUAUUGAUGUUAAAUUGUUGAAAAUAUGGUAUGUUGUAUUAAACAAUCUAUGGAUUUUUUUUAUGGUCA